CUAGCCAUUUUCUCUAAGGACCCUCCUACUGGCUUCUUCCGAGAUGGAUUCUGCAGAACUGGGCCCGAAGACUCUGGCAAUCACAGCAUUGCAGCAACAAUGACCUCAGAAUUUCUCGACUUCACCGCAUCCAAGGGCAACAAUCUCAAAGACGUAGGUGUAAUGCCAGGACAAAAGUGGUGUCUUUGUGCAUCAAGAUGGCAAGAGGCAAUGAAAGCGGCACAAGAGGGGCAAUUGAGCAAGGAAGCGGUUCCCAAAGUCAACCUGUCCGCAACGCACGAAGCAGCCCUAAGCCAAGUCAGCUAUAAGGAUCUCAGGAGCUUUGCGGCAGAAGGCGAG
Messenger RNA from Pseudocercospora fijiensis CIRAD86, 339 nucleotides. RefSeq lists its product as uncharacterized. NCBI's taxonomy places the organism in Eukaryota, Fungi, Ascomycota, Dothideomycetes, Mycosphaerellales, Mycosphaerellaceae. The transcript has 2 exons. The annotation marks the transcript as partial. The record is from RefSeq and is a predicted model, not a curated record.